Molecule: messenger RNA, 5362 nt
Organism: Bufo gargarizans (Asiatic toad)
Lineage: Eukaryota; Metazoa; Chordata; Amphibia; Anura; Bufonidae
Gene: CUZD1
Product: CUB and zona pellucida like domains 1
Exons: 10
Coding region: 2596-4368 (590 amino acids)
Cellular component (GO): cell surface
Source: RefSeq, a predicted model, not a curated record
CUUGGGCCCGCCCUUGGUGCACUGAAGUGCUCAUUUGAAUAUGGAUUAAACGUACUUUUUCUACAGAAUGAAGCAACAGAUCGCUAAAUGAAAAGUAUCAUUACAUGCAGCUGAUCUAGUCCUCCAAGGCAUUAUGACUGAUUUAUCUGUGAAUUUCCCAAACACAGUAUUGCACGAGCAGUGGAUGGAGAAAAGAUGGCUAUCUCCUGGCACGUGUACAGAAUACUUUCUUUUCUUAUUUUUCAUGUUUAAAGAGAACCUGUUACUAAUGUGUCUGAGCUACAUGUUAUAGAGCAGGAGGAGCUGUGCAGAUACAUAGCUUUGUGGGGAAAGAUUCAGAAUAACUUGUAUUUUAAUCAUUUAUGUUCCUACUCUUUCUAUGCUCAGGAGUCCAAUAGGUGGUAAUAUCAGUGAUUGACAGCUAUCACUGUAUGUAUAGUCAUAAAUGGAAAGCUAUUAUAUGACCACCCACUGGACUCCUAAGUGUAGAAACAGCACAAUUUUUUUUUUUGUAAAUCUCUUUUUAUUGUUUCAGAGCUUAUAAGCACCAAAAAUUACAUCAUUUCUUAUACAAGAAACAGCACAAAUUUAAAUGAAUAAAUUAUGUUACACUGAAAAUGUUCCCACAAAAUAUAUGUCCUGCUCUAUAAUAUGCUGCCUACAGAUAGGACUGUAUGUACAACAUGACAGCAUAACAGCUGCAGUGAAUUAUGAAUGAAUAUUUAGUGGAGCAUGUUCUCCAAAACCGAUUAGAGUCUGCCAAAGCAAAAAUUUAACCAUUCUUCUCACUCGGAUUUCCAGAGAAAAAAAUGUGAACUCUUGUACUUUACACUAGCUGUAUGUAACAAGCCGUAAGUAAAUACUACACCCCGGCUGAGCAGAUUACAGGUGAGGAAAACAUUCAGCUCUCCAAAUGCAAGGACCCUUUUAGAUAUCAUAGCUGCUCUAGCAGAGUGUAACACAUUAACUGUUUUUGUCCCAUCUAGGUCCAAACCUUCCAUAAAGGGGUUCUUUCCACAAAUUAAAAAAUUUAAAUAUCCAGAGUAAUGCACGCCUUUAUUUUAAAUAUACCAAUGCAAAAACUGCUGCUCUCCAGUGUAAUUUCUCCCCCCUCUGCAGCUCUGGUCUCUUCACUUUCUGUUGGUGGAAGUAGCUUGUCCCAUGUGACAAUUAAGCAGCUUCCAGAAGUGCAUUGCAGGCAGCUCUUCUUAAAGGGGCUCUCCGUGCAUAUUGUUUUAAUGACCACCAGCAACCCGUGCUAGAAUGUAAAUAGUGUGUGGGGAGUGAGAAGUGACGUGGCCUCACUUUAUUAUCCCUGCACUCCGGAGCCCCGCCGCAUGUAUAGCUCUCUCUGUUCAGGCUGAUGACAUAUCAUAGGCAUGGAUGACAUCACUUCUAUCUCACUGUAGACGAGAGUUACUGCAAUAGAAUUAGAUAGAAGUUAUGUGAUCUAGGAUGGGUUGCUGGUGGCCAUUAUAAUGAAUUCCUGGAGAAUACAUUUAAAUUCCUUGAUUACGCUAAUAAAUAGCACUAUGGCAUUUAACGCCCCCAAUUUCCUUCUCCACUGUCUAAAGAGAGAUAUAGCCAUAUAUUUUUAUGAAUUAAAAAGUAGAGAACAAGUUAAUGAAAGGUGUCUUGGCCGCUUCACUAUGAGAUCACUACACUAUCACUGAGACGAGGAAGGGAACCGGCAAGCUGCUGAGCAUGUUGGUCCACCACUGAAUGCAGGAGAAGGUCAACCAGUCACAGAAGAAACAGAGGGGCGCUACCAGAGAGGAAAAUGUAAUGUACAUACGAACCUAACAAUAUUUUAUAUAUUUUGUAUAUUGCAACACUACAUUUGAAGCAUUGUAUUCUUUGCACAGUGAUAUCUCCAGUAGAAACUGCAGUGCUGCUAACUUCUCUGCAGAGAAGAUGUUGUAUGGGGCUCAUGCAAACAGAUAGGUAACCAUGUAAUGCAGUGUCAGGCUGAGUCCUCGAUAGACUGGCUGUGCAGGAGCUGUCAACAUUAGCUGGUAGCUAUCAUUUUUGCAAAUAUCUUUCAUGUCAUAUAUUUUUAUCUAUGGAGGUCCAGGUGGCAAGACCCUUAAUAUUCUUUAAAACAAAGGGGCGGAAGCACUCAACAGAACACUGUUCCCUUUUGUUUCGGGACAUUUCUUCUUGGCCUAUGAUAUUUACACGAAUCUGCACACCAAGAAGAAACAUAAGGGCACAGCGCCAAACUGAGUUCUUCUGCUCCUUGGCGUUUUCACCAGUUGGUGGUGGCCUCAGCACCAGGACUUCCACCAAUCAAUACUUUUGACUUGCCACUUUGACAUUGUAAAAAUAAGUACCCUUAAACCAUGGAGGUAUGAAGUAGAGAUGGGCCCCAUUAAAAAGAUUCAAAUGUGGCUCCCUUCUAGUUACCACUAGUAACCACUUGACUUGGUGGGUUUUUGCCCUUUUCUGGAUCUCUUGUUUAAUUCCCAACACCCUUGUUUGCUAACUUUGUAGGACCUGUGGAGUUCCCUACACAGGUUCUUCCCAACCAAAAUUCCAAAAUAAGGAAUAAAGGCAACCUGGACCUCCUCUCUCCAAAGCUCCUAUAGAAGCCAAAUGACCUGCAUCUAUGGGCAUCUAAUAACCCUGCUCCUUCUUGUCACCAAUUCAUUAGCGGAAGAGAAAUCUGUGGUACCUGAGGCACGAUGUGGAGUCAGCUUUACAGAUCCUUAUAAACCUGUUCAAAUCCAAGUUCAGGAAGACUUUCAGUGCACCUGGAACAUAGAAAGACCAAGCAAUUUGACCACAAGAGUCAUCUUCUCCGUCCUCAACUUGAACCCAUCUGCAGAUUGUUCCCAAGAAAAUAUUACUAUCUUUGAUGAGAACAAUGAUGUUUUAGGAGUCCUGUGUCCAAAUUCUCCCAAGAUUGAUGUGUUUGAAUCGCAAGGCAAUGUGGAUAUCAGGGUGUCCACUGACUCUACAGUAUAUGCAAGGACAGCAUAUUUCUUAUACUACUCUGUUACUCCAGACAUUGAUCUUAACUGCGGAGACGAACUCCAAGGUUAUUCAGGAAUCAUCUCCAGUCCCAAUUAUCCCAAUCGCCAUCCACACCUUGCAUUCUGUUCGUGGCACCUGGAAGCACCAAAGAAUACGAAACUGAAGCUUUCUUUCAGUGAAAUAUUUGUAGAAGUUGAUGCUCUCUGUCGAUUUGACUUCAUUGCGCUCUACGAUGGUCCAGACACUAACGCACCUCUCCUGGAUGUCCUGUGUGGUCGGAGAACCGCAGAGCUGGAGACCACUUCCAAUUCUUUGACUUUGCUGUUUAGCGCAGAUUACGCAAACUCCUAUUUUGGUUUCUCUGUUAAAUAUUCAGCGUUACCUGAAUCCAGCGACAGUUCAAUGAGUUGUUCAGGCGACUCCAUGCUGGUUGUUCUCAAUCCAGCUUUUAUCACUGCUCAGGGAUACAGCGCCUCCGACCUGACCCUGAUCGAUCCUUCCUGUGUCGCUCAGUCAGCCGAUCCUUUGGUAUUUGAGGUGCCGUACUUUGGAUGCGGGACUGUUAAAAAGGUAGAGGACAACCUUAUUUAUUACACCAAUACAAUCUCUGCUAAACCAAGCAGUGGCGUGAUCACAAGGGUCAACAGGCUGGAGAUCGUUGUGACCUGCGAGCUGGACAAUAACGCUACAGCAGAGAUUAUGUACAUGACGCGGGAUGACAUCAUCCAUAGCCUACACGAGAAUGGCAAAUACGACGCCAGCUUGGCCUUCUUUACGUCACAGGAUUUCACCACUCCAGUGCUGGACUCUCCUUACCUCAUCGACCUCAAUGAGCCAGUAUACAUUGAGGCUUCAGUAAAGACCCAGGACCAAGACCUCACUGUACUUGUAGAUACCUGCUUUGCAUCCCCCAAUGCAGAUUUCCAAGCACCUAAUUACGAUCUUAUCAGAAGCGGAUGUACAAAAGACAACACUUACCAGAACAUCAAUACUGGCAGUGGUUUUGCCCAGUUCAGCUUCAAUGCCUUCAAGUUCCUGAAUGCACAUACCUCUGUGUAUCUCCAGUGCCGGCUAAUAAUAUGUGACAUUAAUGACCCCGAUUCCCGCUGUAACAAGGGAUGUAUCACACGUCACCGCAGAGAUCUGGGCUCCAAGGAAUGGAAAACGAAUGCGGUGCUUGGACCCAUCCGUCUCAAGCGUCACAGUGAAUCAGAAGCUGCAGGUUCCAUCGGUGAAAAGAAAGAAGAACCUGUCAAGACAGACCAAGGCAGCUUAUAUGUUGUGGUCAUCUCUGUUCUGGUGGUCAAUGUAGUCAUAUUAGCACUGGUGCUGAUGAGAUAUUACAGGAAGCAAUCUACUGAAUACAGAUACCUCCCAGUGGCCACACAAUAAGCCAUGCCUCCAUACAUAUUGGCCCCUUAGUGCUCUGCACAGGGCAGGAUACCUCACAAAAAUAAAAGCACAAAAGCAAGAACUUCUCUCUACAAAUUUCUGUGUGGCUCAGACACUAGAUGACAAUGGCCACUAAGUGCAUUCUGAUUAAUAUUUUAUUAGUAGUAACAUAAUUAGCAUCUGAAACCAUUUACAGGGGUUUUCCGGGACUUCAAUGCGUUAUCCACCUUAGGGGGCCUUUUGGCCAAACUUCUCCUACACAGGGUUAUGGCUUCUACAGAGUCCCCCCCCCGCUGCGGCGCUGUGGUCCCGCUUGUCAACUUGUGGUUUGAUGGGGGCCAUGUGUGCAACUGCAGCCAAUGACUGGCUGCAGUGGUGAUGUGUCCCCCAUGCAUCACGUCAAUGGGUCACUCGAUCCACAGGCGACAAGUCACCACUGCGGCCAGUGGGCACAUAUGACACAAGUCAAACCGGAUAUUGGCAAGUGGAACCAGAGCACAACAAUGGGGGAUGAAAGAUCCGAAAGCCUGCGGCGGGGAGCAAGUAUGUAUUAUUCUCUACAAUGGUCCAGCAACAUGGGGGGGUUCUAGCUGAAAGGCCACCAAAAGGUGGAUAACCCCUUUAAAUAUAGAUGGCCUAAAUGUAGUAAUACAUUCCCUUUCAUUGUGUUAUCCCAAUAAACAAAAGUAACAGAGCAAUGCCAAUUUCACUUUACGGGGGCCUUUCAGCCGGACCCCCUCCCCUACCCCCUAUGUACUCCUGUGGAGAGGAGGGGUUGCCGAUCCCAUCCAACAACUCACUGCUACAGAAAUUAAGACCGUUGACAGAUUUUGGCAGAAACAACAUGCUGCUCUCUGGGUCUCAAAUGUCAACCCCACAGCUUGUAUGUUGGCAUCUCAGGAGAGAUGACAGAUUCUCAUUAAAUGGGUUAUCCCAUGGAAAGUACACUCAUUGACAAAAAAAUAGAAAUUGCUGCAAAACUCUACAUGCAGUU